Molecule: messenger RNA, 2767 nt
Organism: Mesocricetus auratus (golden hamster)
Lineage: Eukaryota; Metazoa; Chordata; Mammalia; Rodentia; Cricetidae
Product: stimulated by retinoic acid gene 6 protein-like
Exons: 18
Coding region: 1-1866 (621 amino acids)
Biological process (GO): vitamin A import into cell
Cellular component (GO): plasma membrane
Molecular function (GO): retinol transmembrane transporter activity; signaling receptor activity
Source: RefSeq, a predicted model, not a curated record
AUGCUUGCAGCCAGCACAAGGACCAGGCAGUUAAAUGUCACCUGUGACAGCUCAGUGGACAGGGAGGUCUUCCUCCAUUACUCCCUCAUCCCUUCACUGCUCAUCAUUUUGGUCUUGUCUUUCCUCCAAAGACGAGAGCAUCGUAGACAAAGAGACGGCACCUUCUACCUGCUGGGGGAUCACUUUGGAAUCAUCAUGCCUCUGGACUUCGUGGGGACUUUCAGCAACCGAUGGUCCUAUGGAGUUGCCUUUGGGGCCACAGCCAAUAAGGUCAUGUUCUUAUUCUCAGAAGGCUACCAGCCCCUGAUUGUUCCGCAGUGGGCCCAAGCCUUUGUGCUUCUCAUCGGGGGCAUAGAAGUCGGCCUGUCUUACUUUCCCUUCUUUGCCUGCCUGUCCUCAGAGUUCCGGCUGGUCAGCUCCAUCCUGGGCUUCAGCUACUCCCUGACCUGGUUUGUGGUGACCAUUCUUCAGAUCGCACAGUGUCCCCAUGGCCAGCUUCUAGGGAGGUUCGAGACCCUCAUUUUCUACUGGCCCUCGCUGAUGUGCCUGGGGUUCCUGCUCGGUCGCUUCCUGCACAUGUUCCUUAAGGCUCUGCCAAUCCGCCUGGGCCUGGAGCCACAGGCAGAAGAAAAGUCCCUGCUGGAGGCCCACCAGGCAGAGCACGUGAAGCGACUCCUCAGCAAGCCCCGCCCGCAAGAAAAAGGAAAGUCUUGGUUUCAGACCAGGGUGUAUGACUGGGACCCCUGCUUCCAGUUCCCCAGCAGGAUGAUUGGGACCCUCGUGCUGGCGUCCAUCUGCCUGUACCUUUUCAUUGUCAUCGAGUUCUGUGUGUUUCUACUUGUGAGAGACAAGUUGGACAUGUUUGAGGACCUGCUGCAGAGCUACCUCGCCCACAUGAACGAGACGGGGACCUCGGCCCCUGUCCUCCUACAAGUGAAAGAACUGAUCAGUGUCACUAAAGGAGUCUGGGUGGUGACCAUUUUUCCUGCCUCCCUCACGUGUGUCAGCUAUCUCUUCCACAUUUUGGCCUGUUACAGAAAGCACAUGAAGAGGCUGUGGGCUGGAGACAAAGACUUCCUCCCUCAGAACUUCCAGAGUCCGUCCUCAGCAGCCAGUGUGGUCGCCAUUGCAAGGUACUCAGGCUGGCAAAUAGCCUACAUCCUCUGGGGCUACCUCAUCAUCCAUGUGGUGCAGAGCCUUUGCGGUGUGAUGCUCAUGUACAGCCUGGUGCUACCCAUCCUCCACCACCAAGGCCUGGAGAUGCUGCGUGGGCUGGGCCUUGGGGUCCUCACCGUUUCCGUAGUCGUGGGCAUCAUGAUCCUGCAGGUGUGGAUUGCUGGCAGAUUCUUCCUGCAGCCCAAGCUGAGCGCGGCUGACAAGCAGAAGCCCCUGGCUCUCCAUAACAGGAGAGCGUUCCACAACUUCAACUACUUCCUGUUUUUCUACAACGUGCUGCUGGGCCUGGGUGCCUGCCUGGCCAGGCUGCUCAUCAGCUGCCUCCUGGGCACGUGGCUGAUUGCACGCAUUGACAGGACCAUCAUGCAGAGCGGCUACGAGCGUGCAGACAUGGGCUUCAGUGCAUGGGUUGGCAUGCUCUUUGUGGACCAUUAUCACACCAACCCUGUGCUGGUCAGCUUUUGCCACAUCCUAAUCACAAGCCACAGGGACCGGAAGCUGCAGAAGACCACGAAAUACUGGUACCUGAACCAGUCAGCAGGUCCCCGAUUCUCAGCCAGGGCCCAGACGAGGUGGCUCCUGCUGCAGACGCUGAUCAACAACCCCAGGCUCAUCACGCUUAGAAAAUCAAAAGCAGACCACAGUUCCCGAGAGUCCACACAGAGUCUGCCCACCUGCUCAGAUUGCUGAUUGGACCACCAGCUUCUGCUCCGAGGCUACGCCAUCUGCUGUGUGAGCAGGAGGCCCAAGGCAUUUGAUGAUGGUGUCACUGGGUGCAGGUGCUAAAAGAUGGUGGCACUAAUUCAAAAGACAUCAGUGCCAGGCUGGGAGGUGCGGGCAUUGUCCUUAGCAGAGCCCAGCACUUACCCAAACCUUCACACUCAAAAACGGCCUAGGACAAACACAGCCUGACUGCUGGAAAAGCGCUGUGAGGACCCAAGGUCUCGGAGCACUUGCGCCUGCUUGCUGUGCACCCUUGAUCCUAUUGGGGCACAUGCCAGGGCCCUCUCUUCUAGCUGAAUCUCUGCAAUAGCUCUUUGACAAUUUGAUUCUAGAAGCUGAGAAAAUGGAGCACACACACUACACACCACACACACACACCUUUCUACCUCUGGCUAAAAGACUUUGUCUCUGUUCACAGAUAUCUGUAUUUAAAAAGGGGCGCGACACCCCCUCCAGGUAUUAUCUUGAAAAUAAAAUUAUUCAAAGCACCCUGACAUCUUUAGGUGUGCCUGGCAGUCUAAACUCUCAAAGGCAGAGAUCUGACUUUGGUUGUCUCUGUGGUUUGAGUGUAGGCAGUGCCUUCCAAAAGCCCAGGCACCUGUUGACCUUGGUCCCUGGGACAGCAACAUGCAGAGGUAUGGGACCUUUGGGGAGUGGUGCUCGUAGGAGGUCCUUAAGUUUCUAGAGGUGUGACCCUGAAGGGUAUCAUGGGGCCCUGGUCUAUGUUUCUUUGCUGAUGGGAUGAGUAUUUUUACUCACUAGACAUUCCUACCAUGAUAUUCUCCUUAGAAGCCAAAAUCCAUGGGCCCCUCCAUCAUAGACUGCAGCCUCCAAAAGCAUGAGCCCAAAUAAAUCCUUUCUCUUCAUA